Messenger RNA from Aphis gossypii (cotton aphid), 2923 nucleotides. RefSeq names its product synaptic vesicular amine transporter (gene Vmat). Lineage: Eukaryota; Metazoa; Arthropoda; Insecta; Hemiptera; Aphididae. Gene Ontology annotation, biological process: transmembrane transport; aminergic neurotransmitter loading into synaptic vesicle. Bases 695 to 2140 code for a protein of 481 amino acids. Gene Ontology annotation, molecular function: serotonin:sodium:chloride symporter activity. The transcript is spliced from 13 exons. The record is from RefSeq and is a predicted model, not a curated record. Gene Ontology annotation, cellular component: synaptic vesicle membrane; terminal bouton.
UCGUCGUAUACGCGGUGCCACGGUGCAUAGCUAUAUACCGUGCCCUCGACGAUCGUCCGGCUCGGCUGCGUUUAAGCACGAAGUCAGACGUACGCGCACGGUCCCCGGGCUCUGCACCCCGGCGGUCGACUACCGGCAGAGCAACACCCCCGCGACGCCGUCGCGUCACUGUGCUUUCACACCGACUUCCGCGCGCACAAAGCACGCACGUCAUAUCGUACACACAUAUACCCACACACUCACCCACAUCACGCUCGCGGGCCCAUUAUCGUCGGGCGAUAUAUACGCGAGAGUCCGCUCUCCGCACGCCAGUCGCGCAGAGCACCUAUAUAACCAUCAUACAUAAUAUUCUCCUCCACCGAGUCCUUUUUUUUUUUUCUAAAUUUUUAUUUACUUUUUUUUUUUUUUCGAGCGCGCAAUACACCCCCCCGGUAGCUUCGGCAGCAGUAUAAUACGCGCCGCGCCGCACAUCGCCGGGCGACUCCGUCAGAGACGCACGUCGUCGUCGUCGUUGUCGCCGUCACAGUCACCGUCGCCGCCGCCGCCGACCGCCUAACCACCCUCAACCGUCGCCGACACACGGGUUUAAUGCUUUUGGACAAGAGUUAUCAUUAAAUAGUAUGCAGACUACAGAAUCGUCUUCUAAAAAGUGAAUUAUUAGACCGGUCAACUUCAAUUUAGAUUUAGGCGAUACAUGGUCUUGGACAGAGGAAUGUUUGAAGAAUGGCUCAAACGAUGUCGCGAAUCUCGCCAACUCGUAGUGGUGAUCGUAGCUAUAGCUUUACUCCUGGACAAUAUGCUUCUUACUACUGUGGUCCCAAUAAUACCGGAAUUCCUAUACGACAUCCAGCACCCCGAUCAACCACUAACUGCUACCAUCUCAUCUGGCCCGCCGAAUGAAUAUCUGGUACCACAUGGAGCUAUGACAGGUAAUUCAACGAACGGGACAGUGCCGACCUGGGAACAACGAGAAGCGACUCUCAAAAAGGAAAGGCACGACGAUCUGGUUCACGAAACGGUCGCAGUCGGUAUGAUGUUCGCAUCCAAAGCAGUCGUGCAGCUAAUGGUUAACCCCAUUGUUGGACCUCUCACCCACAAAAUCGGCUAUAGCAUACCGAUGUUCACCGGAUUUUUCAUCAUGUUCAUAUCGACUAUAAUAUUUGCUUUCGGACGGAGUUACGGGGUACUGUUUUUGGCUAGAGCAUUGCAAGGGAUCGGAUCUUCUUGUUCAACUGUUUCUGGAAUGGGAAUGUUAGCUGAACGGUACCCUGACGAUAAAGAACGUGGAAACGCAAUGGGUAUUGCAUUGGGUGGAUUAGCCUUGGGCGUGUUAAUCGGCCCACCGUUUGGCGGAAUUAUGUACGAGUUUGUGGGGAAAACUGCUCCGUUUUUAAUACUAUCAGCCUUGGCACUAGGAGACGGAUUGCUACAACUACUGCUUUUACAACCAGGAGUAGUUACAACUGAUGCAGACCCCCCUUCCUUAAAAUCUUUAGUCAUGGAUCCCUAUAUAAUAAUCGCUGCAGGCGCUAUUACUUUUGCUAACACCGGAAUCGCAAUGCUUGAACCUUCUUUACCUAUAUGGAUGAUGGAUACUAUGGGUGCCGGAAGAUGGAAACAGGGAGUAACAUUUUUACCAGCGAGCAUUUCUUAUUUGAUCGGAACGAAUUUGUUUGGACCUCUCGGACACCGUAUGGGAAGAUGGUUAGCUGCAAUGAUUGGAUUGAUCGUGAUUGGGAUUUGUUUGAUGAUAAUACCAACGGCUAGAGACAUAAAUCACUUGAUCGUACCGAACGCUGGUCUGGGUUUUGCUAUUGGUAUGGUGGAUUCGUCUAUGAUGCCCGAGCUUGGUUAUUUGGUUGAUAUACGUCAUACAGCUGUAUAUGGUAGUGUUUAUGCUAUUGGAGACGUGGCGUUUUGUUUGGGCUAUACGAUCGGACCGGCUUUAAGCGGAACAUUGGUAAACACAAUUGGAUUUGAAUGGAUGUUAUUUGGAACGGCUAUGUUGAAUUUCUUGUAUGCGCCACUUCUCUACUUCCUACGCAGCCCACCGACGAAAGAAGAAAAAAAAUCUUUGGUCACCGGAGAAAAAUCAUCGGUGCGUUAUAUAACCUAUCAAAACGAAGCUGAAGAAGAAUAACGUGCAUUAUUAGCUUCGUGAUACAUAACUAACGCUUGAUAAAUUACGCUUUUUCAUUUUUUUUCUCAGCAAACAUACUUUAAUAAUUGAGAUCAUAGUGACGUUGUCAGCACGUCACCGUAACAAAUAUUAUACAAUACAGAGACUACAAUAAACAGUUAAUAGUUAUAUAAUAUAACUUAUAAUAUAAAACACUUUACAUUUACAUUUCGGUGGUCUAAUUCGAAAAGAUAUUAAUCACACUAAGUAAUCACAUUAUACCUAGGCAUAUAUAGCGGCUUUAUUUAUUUAAUAUUUAUACAUUAUACAUUUAUACUUAUAUUCAUAAUCGAAAUGGGCCACCGAUAUAACGAGACCCCAUAACUGAUCUUGUCCGUACUUGUAUGAAAAAAUACAAAAACAAAUCAUAUACAAAAAUUAAAUACAUAAUAAUAUAUAAUAUUACCUAUUAUUAUCAACAAUAAAACUAAAAUAACCGUUACGUGCACAUUAUCGUGUUAUACAUUCGAUGACGAAACAUACAAUAUACGAUCGACUUUGCAACUUAUUGAACGUGGUUUAAAAUAUAAAUAACACAAUAUAUGAUGAAUAUUUUCUUAUACCUAUAUAUUAUAUUAUACUUAAAUCGUAUUAUUAUGCAUACGCAUUUUAUUGCUCACCAUUUACAUCAUCAUUGAGCAUCAGAACAUUUUGUUGAUUAAGACUGUUUUAUAAUAAUUUAAAUAAAUAUAUUAAUCGUGUUUUCUUUAUAUAUAUAAUAAUAAAGUGUCAGACCAAACUAAA